Myotis brandtii (Brandt's bat) is the source of this 1116-nucleotide messenger RNA. RefSeq names its product ATP-dependent RNA helicase DDX3X. Lineage: Eukaryota; Metazoa; Chordata; Mammalia; Chiroptera; Vespertilionidae. The transcript has 7 exons. The record is from RefSeq and is a predicted model, not a curated record. The annotation marks the transcript as partial. Gene Ontology annotation, molecular function: ATP binding; RNA binding; RNA helicase activity. Gene Ontology annotation, biological process: cell differentiation; gamete generation. Gene Ontology annotation, cellular component: P granule; nucleus.
CUUAGCUCUUACAUAAAAGCCAUCUACCAAUGUUUAUUCAAAAGUAAUCAGCUUUUUCUGUGGUUGAAUGAACAUGUGUUCUCUUCAACAGGGUCUGGGAAAACGGCAGCAUUUCUUCUGCCCAUCUUGAGUCAGAUUUAUACUGAUGGCCCAGGCGAGGCCUUGAGGGCCAUGAAGGAAAAUGGAAGGUACGGGCGCCGCAAACAAUACCCAAUCUCCUUGGUAUUAGCACCAACUAGAGAAUUGGCAGUACAGAUCUAUGAGGAAGCCAGGAAAUUUUCAUACAGAUCUAGAGUUCGUCCUUGUGUUGUUUACGGUGGUGCCGAUAUUGGUCAGCAGAUUCGAGACUUAGAACGUGGAUGCCACUUGUUAGUAGCUACUCCAGGACGUCUAGUGGAUAUGAUGGAAAGAGGCAAGAUUGGAUUAGACUUCUGCAAAUACUUGGUGUUGGAUGAAGCUGAUCGGAUGUUGGAUAUGGGGUUUGAACCUCAGAUUCGUAGAAUAGUUGAACAAGAUACGAUGCCACCAAAGGGCGUGCGCCACACUAUGAUGUUUAGUGCUACUUUCCCCAAGGAAAUACAGAUGCUUGCUCGUGAUUUCUUGGAUGAAUAUAUCUUCUUGGCUGUAGGAAGAGUUGGCUCUACCUCUGAGAACAUCACACAGAAAGUAGUGUGGGUGGAAGACGCAGACAAGCGGUCAUUUCUGCUUGACCUUCUAAAUGCAACAGGCAAGGAUUCACUCACCUUAGUGUUUGUGGAGACCAAAAAGGGUGCAGAUUCUCUGGAGGAUUUCUUAUACCAUGAAGGAUAUGCAUGCACCAGUAUCCAUGGAGACCGAUCUCAGAGAGAUAGAGAGGAGGCUCUGCACCAGUUCCGCUCAGGAAAAAGCCCGAUUCUAGUGGCUACAGCAGUAGCAGCAAGAGGCCUGGACAUUUCAAAUGUGAAACAUGUCAUCAAUUUUGACUUGCCAAGUGAUAUUGAAGAGUAUGUCCAUCGCAUUGGCCGUACAGGACGUGUAGGAAACCUUGGUAAUUGGCCGCUUAAUGUUCUGGUUAUUUUUUUUACUGUGAUUCGUGUAGCAAAGAACUUUUCAGGAUCUUAAUUUUAAGAACUUCUA